This is a messenger RNA of Lineus longissimus, 835 nucleotides long. RefSeq lists its product as uncharacterized. The transcript is spliced from 3 exons. NCBI's taxonomy places the organism in Eukaryota, Metazoa, Nemertea, Pilidiophora, Heteronemertea, Lineidae. The record is from RefSeq and is a predicted model, not a curated record. The coding region runs from base 28 to 399 and encodes 123 amino acids.
CAAGCCUCGGUUUCGGUUUGUUUAAAGAUGGCGGAUGACGACCAGAAAGUUGAGAAAAAAGCGACAACAAACUGUCAGAAUGAAGCAAUUAGAGGCGUAAUCGAGGGGUCAGAUGAUACAAAAGAUAGUUCAUAUCAUGCUGCAUUCGACGGACAAGAAAAUAACCUAGAAAAUUUCAUCGUUGGCCAUUACCAAAGGCAAAAGAAUGAAAACCCUGGAGACAACAUAGGAGAAGACAGAAUCAACCAAUUCUUUGAAAGAGCACUUGCAGAAAGCCACAGAAUGAACGCAGAAGCGAACAAGUCCAAGGGCAAACAGAAGAAGCUCCACGAUGAACUUGGGCCUGAGGUGUUCGAGGCUUGGACAGAUGAACAUGCAGCUGAGGUCAUACAUUCAUAGAGAGAAUCAAACUGAGGGAUCUGCUUGGAAUAAUUGAAGGAGUAUCACACCAGCCUAGAUGAAUCACAGACCUACACAAAUGGACUGAACUGUUUCUAAGGAAUACUCACUACUGUCACAGUCACACCAACCGGUUUUGUUUUGUCCAUACUUGAGACAUUUUGGCAUGAUUGAAGACUUCUUCUUAGGGAACUGUUUAAUAUUUUUGGCUAUGUGCUUUGGGAUGGGAAGGGGAGAUGGGAAGGGGAGAUGGGAAGGGGGAGGGGUAUCAUCAUGGCAAUAUUUAGUGUUCCAUACAUGUACAUGUAUGAUCAAUUCUACCUGUGGUUCUCAGAUGUGCGUGUGAUCACUUGUUAAUAAUGCUAUCUCGUUGAAUGUUUUUGUACAUGUAUGAAUUAUAAUCUUUACAAUAAACUUGUUCAUAGUUUCACGUUAA